AUGAACUUCUUCUCUUUAUUCUUUUUUUUUCCUCAGAAAGCCAUCUCAGAGGACAGAGAGGCAGAUGGAAAAGAACUGAAAGAAAGCCCCAGCACAACUGAGAAUCACAACUUCAUCCCUGUCGUCAUGGAAACGGCUGAACAAUCAGAGCUGGUGAUGGACUGUGAAGAGGAGGCCGCUGUGGCCGAUUCACCUGAGGAGGGGAAGGAUAUUAGUGCAUGUGAUGAGCUAGUUUGUGUAGAGGAAGACUCAUCAGGUUCCCAGAAGGAAUCGGGUUGCUCCCCACCUGCCAGCAUAUUAACCGGUGAGAUGGACAGGUCCAGCUGCUCUGAGGCCAGUGUUUGCGCUGAAGUCCCACCUCAGGAUCAACAGAAAAGUUUGAUACUGGAGCCAGGGCACGAGGAGCUCAACAGGAAUGAGUCAGUCACUUCGUCAGUAUCCGACACGCCCUCCAGUGUUGAGAGCGUGUACGAGAGCGAAGCCCACCAGAAGAGGCAAAAAACACUAGAACAGGAUCCUGAGCCUGAACCUGAACCUGAGCCAGAGCAGAGUACUGAUCCCACAGAAGAACCGGAGCCAGAAAAAUGCCCAGAGCCUGAGGAAGAAUAUGAGGUGGACACGAGGCCGGAGCAAGAACAAGAACCUGAACCUGAACCAGAACCAGAACCAGAACCAGAACCAAAGGGAGACUUUGACAUGGACCAUUACUUUGAGAUAGAGCAAGACCCAGAACCGGAGCAAGAACCAGAGCAGGAGGAAUACUCUGAGCCAGAACACAAUUCUGAACCAGAUUUAUAUAGCGAGCCAGAGCUUGAGGCAGGGGAUGAUAUUCUAAAUCCUGGAAAUGAAGACUGUCAAAAUCUCGCAUUGCACACAGAUGGAGGCGAGGAGGUUGAUGAUAUCUCAUUUGAGCCACAUUUUACAGAAGAGUCCAUGUUAGAGCAACACAUAAGAGAAGAGGCCAUGUCAGAGGUAUCAAACGAGUCCUGUCACAACCCUGAUGAAAUUGAUGAAUGCCUUAGAGUUGAGAUUGAAGCCAAUUCAUCUGACAGCGACGCAGAUGAAAAAUGGAGGACGAUAUUCUCCUCCUCCAUAAAUAGAGAGGAUGAUGAUUCUUAUUUGGAUAGUCUUCAGUUGAGCGCCCAGGAACUCUUUGUACAGAAAGUUGAGUUGACCGACUUCGAUGAGCAAGACGGUAAUAACUUUGAAGAGGUUCAUUUUGAUGUCCCCCAAGCAACGGAAGUUCUGGAACAGCCCGAGGACACCGUUUCUUUUCCCACACCUCCACAAGAGGUCAAGUAUAACCCGUUAUGCCUUCAAGCCCUGUCCAAGAUUUCUGAAGAUGAGGGUGAAAAUGGCAGAGACGCCAAUCACAACCACACAAACCACCAGCAGAGCAUGAGUGGUGAUCCCACCAAAAAACUCCCAAAGGACUUCUGUGUGAUACAGGAGACAAAGAGCGAGAAUGUUAGUACCGAGCACGUGGACUUCCAGCUGGCUCGAAAGCAGUGGCGGGAAAUGGAGGAGCAAAUGAAACACAAGAUUAUCCUUCCUACAACAAGGCAGCCAAAUCUCCACGGUAGCCACAGCUUCAUGUACACGCCAGUUCGCAACAUCGAAAGGUGUCACAAAAGAGGAACCGAUCUGGAAAGCCUAAAUUUGGUCGGGGAUUACCUUCACACCCAAUUCAGCCCUUGCUCAGAGGACUCAGGGCUGGGGGAUUCAAGUUACAGGUCCCCUUACGACGAUCCAGAAACGCCAAUUGAUAGAGAAAUCCGUUUAUCAAUCGAGAGGGAAGAGAAUUUCAAAAGAGAGAGGGGGCUUUCAAGGAUGGGCAAGUCAACUGAUUGUGCUCCAUCCCGAAACAUCCCGAGGUCCAUAAGCACUCCACUGACACCAUCUUUCAUUAUCACCUCCUCCCCCACUAAAGAACCUCUGAAACAUGAAAUGUCAGCUAACAAUGUUAUUAUUCUGGAUCCACGAAAUGAGUUUAUCUCCAGCCCUAGGCAUGGCAGAGAAAACGAACCGACCCGUUCCGGCGACUGGCACCCUGAAGACGGCAGUUCCAACCUCAUCAUCCUGGAGACCUCCAACCUGAUCAUCCGCAGUGCCUCAGAGUUCUCCCUCAACAAGGCCUGCGAGCAGCCGCAGGAGAAAAUGUUCUUAAACAACCCCUUUUUCAAGCUGCGCUCAAGAAGCACAAUAUCACUGGUGGAUGAAGAAAUCAAGAUGGUGAAGCAGAGGGAGGAAGAGCUGAGGAAAGAGAGGGCAAAUCUGUAUGGCAAAGACAGUUUAAGUACAGAAAAAGCGUUGUCCAAUCGUAUGAACACGCUGACGUUUGAUAAUUCAGAUGUGCCAAUGAAGUGCAAGUCUUCUCCUUCAUCACCAAUGAAAACAUCCUACAAGAUGGAUCGAUCUGCCUUAUCCUGUGAUCACAGAUUUCCCGAGGCCUACAUUGGAGGAAGACGCAAGAGUGCCAUGGCUCUACGCUGGGAGGCGGGAGAGUUCACCAAAAACGACUGA
Menidia menidia (Atlantic silverside) is the source of this 2523-nucleotide messenger RNA. The record is from the annotation of a GenBank genome assembly. Lineage: Eukaryota; Metazoa; Chordata; Actinopteri; Atheriniformes; Atherinopsidae.